This is a messenger RNA of Thlaspi arvense, 1286 nucleotides long. Lineage: Eukaryota; Viridiplantae; Streptophyta; Magnoliopsida; Brassicales; Brassicaceae. The record is from the annotation of a GenBank genome assembly.
UAGGUUCCCUGUGCCGAUUAAUAAAUCCAUCGACGUUUUCAGCGUUUUCCCCUCACUUUAAGCUCUAAAAUUCUAAAUAACUCGAGAGAGACGAAUCGCUCUCAUCUUCUUCUAGAACGUUCUUCGUAGACGCAUCGUCGCCUUCAGGUCGCCUUCACUCGUGUCAAUGGAGUUCUGGGGUGUUGAGGUUAAAAGUGGCGUUCCACUUUCGGUGGUUCCUGGGGAGGAAAUGCUUGUGCACAUCUCACUGGCUGCUCUGGGCGAGAAGAAGAACAAUGGAAACGAGCCAGUCCGCCUUUACCUGAAAUAUGGAGAUCAGAAGCUUGUCAUUGGGACGCUGUCGCAUGACAAGUUUCCUCAUUUGCGCACGGAGAUUGUGUUGGAAACGCGUUUCGAGCUGUCUCAUGACUGGAAGAAUGGGAGCGUUUUCUUCUCCGGCUACAAAUCCUGUCUCACUGACUCUGAGGAUGAUGAUAUGACUGACGGCGAUGAGCAAGUCGUUGCUAGUGUUUCAAUUGCUUUUGUGUUUAGUGUCCUCCUAUUGAAAGUAUCGGUGCUGCCUUUGUUGUUCGGGAAGUUAGAUAUGAUGCCUCCAGAAAAGAAGGUUACUGCUGAAGUUGAGAGUGACGAAGAUGACUCAUCAGACAGUGAUGAAGAAGACUCAUCAGACGAUGGCACCCCAGAGAAGGCUGAAGAAUCCAAGAAGAGGUCUGCAGAAGCCAACACCUCGAAGAAGACUGCUUCCAACAAGAAGGCUAAGUUCGUGACUCCACAGAAAACAGAGACCAAGACACCGCAUGUCCACAUUGCAACUCCGCAUCCAUCAAAACAGGCAGGGAAGAACUCGGGGAGCAACGGAGAGGCGUCGAAGCAGCAGCAGCAGACACCAAAGUCUGCAGGUGCGUUUGGGUGCAAGUCGUGCAACAGGACUUUUACUUCGGAGAUGGGAUUGCAGUCUCACACGAAGGCCAAACACAGCGCGGCUGCUUGAAACCAGAUGAAGAAGAAGAAACAAGAGAACCCUCCGUUAUCCGAUUUAGACUUUUCCAAACUAUGGUUAUGCGAGUGAUCCAGUUUUAGUUGUCUUUUUUUUUCAGGCGUUUCGUCCUUGUUUUCUUAACCGUCGUCAUGGGUAGAUGAAACUUUUGCUAAAACCUUUUGUGUUUAGUUCUAUCAAAGAAAUAUCAAUGUCAUCUCAAGUCUUCUGGAGGCUGUUCUAGUGAAAAACCCAUGCAUUUGUAGUUCUUCGGCCAAAACACGCAUCGGAGAUUCAAGAUGGCACACCG